GAAUUGCGUGAAGAUGGCGAAGCCUGCUGUGGAUGCUUUGAAGCAUGGUACCCUGGCUACUGGCCUUCAGGCAGUCCAUGAUGCCGCUCACCAGAUCUUGCAAGAAGAGUUGCCCAUGCAGAUUGUCGUUGAGGACGAUCCAGCGCAACAGCAGGCCGCUCCAGAUGCAGCGCAGUCGGCAGAGGAUGACCCCAUGGCAGUCUUGGAUGAGGAGUCCCGCGAGGCCAUGGCGAGGUGGCAAGCUGCUGCGGCCUCGAGAAUCCGAAGCUGCGUGGAGCUCAUGGUGCGGCCCCCCAAGAUAUCCCAAGAUGACAUGAUCGUGAUGCUCCAGCAGUCCUCUGCCUUCAUGCAGAAGCCUCCUGAGCACCAUUUCAACUUGGUGGUCUACGAUGGCAAAACUGAAGGGGAGUCCAAAACACAGCCGGCCAUCCGCAUGCCCGCCAACCGGCAGACCUACAUGGCCGCAUCGGUCGGUGCCGCCCUGAGAGCUGGUUGCACGGAGUACUUGGCCUCUGGCGUGCCGGAUGAGGAUGUUCUGGAGAUUGAUCCCGACAGAAUCUUCCUCUUCUUCGAUGCCUUCAAGCGCGAUAACCAUAGCGUUUUCGAGAAGAUCUUCAACCUGCCGGAUCGCAAGCUGCAGAGACAUCGCCGGCUGUUGUACAUAUCGUAUGAAGAGUCUACCUUCCUCCGACGGACCCGCGCCAGGGUGAGCAAUUGGGUCGACAUGGACAUUGUGGAGCAGGCGGUCAUCAUCAGCCGCGACGCUUUGAAGUUGCAGCCUCGCCAGCGAUUGAAGUACGAGAACAGCUCAAACCGUUUCAAUCACAUUGGGCCUGUGACAUUGGAGGCAAGGGACCCUGCGAAAGAUUGGAAUCUCACCUUGGCUGAGAAGAAGGAGCUGCUCGGGGACACUUUGCGAGAACAGGGAGGGAAGUCUGCCAUGCAGGUGGACACAGAGGUGGUGCCCCAGAAACGUGCUGCCACGGACUUGGAGCCCGUGAGCUGGCACAGCAAUUCCGUGGACUUUUGGAAAGAGAUGCUACAUGGAUACCUUGCCUCUUCGGUCCUGGACCUGACUCCUCAGAACGACAACCUCGCAGUGGCCGCCAUCCAGCUCAAUGUCAAGUACAUUGCUAUCUGCAACACUCCUGCCCAUGUUGAGAUGUUGCAGAAGAGGCUCCAGGAUCGCAUCUUCGAGCUCCAACGUGAUCCUACCUGCGAGAACUUGUACAAUGCGGUGGCUGUCUCGGAGCUUGACUUCCUUGCGCAGGGAGAUGAGGCGGUCCCAGCCACAAAGGGAAAGGGUGGGAAGGGCAAGGGCAAGAGGGGCAGCAAGUCAAAGGGAAAAGCAAAAACAGAUGAUGGACAGCCCUCCGAGGGAGGUGGCCAGGGCGCUGCAGGAGCUGGAGCCAAGGGGGGCAGAGCAGGCAAAAGUGCAGGAGGCGCGGGCGCCUCGGGCGCAGGCGCCACGGGUGGCAAGGGCACCACGGGUGGCAAGGACGCCACAGGUGGCACGGAUGGGAAGGGUGGGAAGGGUCGCAAGGGUGGCAAGACGGCGUCAUCAUCAGCAGACUUGGCAGCGCUGCUGAAGCAGAUCACUAGUGGUCAGGAUGCUGGUGAAGAGUGCGAGGAAGACUGA
This is a messenger RNA of Symbiodinium pilosum, 1639 nucleotides long. Lineage: Eukaryota; Dinophyceae; Suessiales; Symbiodiniaceae. The record is from the annotation of a GenBank genome assembly.